Messenger RNA from Parasteatoda tepidariorum (common house spider), 1183 nucleotides. Its product is annotated as peroxiredoxin 2. The record is from RefSeq and is a predicted model, not a curated record. Gene Ontology annotation, cellular component: cytosol. Gene Ontology annotation, biological process: cell redox homeostasis; response to oxidative stress; removal of superoxide radicals. NCBI's taxonomy places the organism in Eukaryota, Metazoa, Arthropoda, Arachnida, Araneae, Theridiidae. Gene Ontology annotation, molecular function: thioredoxin peroxidase activity.
ACGUUUGAAGAAAUCCAGUGAGUAAAGAUAAAAUCUUGUAUUUUUCAUGGUUUAUUUCUGUUAAAAGGAAAAUCUUUAUUAAGCAUUUUUAAAAUUAGCGCAAGCUGUUGAUCUUUAAUGACCUAAUUAAUAUUUUGUAGUUAUUUUGGUCGUAAAUAUUAUUCUUUUUUCUUAAUAACAAGUUAUUGUGUAACAAAAUGUAUGCAUAUUCGUAGUGAUAUGUAUAUCCUCUUAAGAACCCGGCGUCUAUUAAAUUGGGCAAAGCUUGGUAUAGUUUUAACUCUCUCAAUCAUUUAAAUAAUAAUUUAUGAGUAUUUUUUCUAUUUAUAUAUUUUUACAAAGCAAUUGUCUAUGUAAAGAUAUAUUUGUAUAUGUGAUUAUCUCCACCUUUGUUGGUCGGUUUACUUUCGUUGGUAAAGUGAUUAAUUACAAACAAAAAUCAUAAGAAAGAUUUCCUAUUUUGGUAAUAUAAACGGGCAAUGGCACCACAAUUAACAAAACCAGCUCCUGACUUUGAGGGGACAGCUGUUAUUAACGGCGCUUUCAAACAAAUAAAACUAAGUGAUUAUAAAAACAAGUACUUAGUUUUGUUCUUCUAUCCAUUGGACUUCACAUUUGUCUGCCCAACAGAAAUAAUUUUAUUCAGUGACAGAAUUGAAGAGUUUAAAAGAAUCAAUUGCGAAGUCGUCGCUUGCUCGACUGACAGUCAUUUCAGUCAUUUAGCCUGGAUUAACACCCCACGGAAAGAUGGUGGUUUAGGCAAAAUGAACAUUCCACUGUUAGCAGAUAAAAACGCAAAAAUAUCUAAAGACUAUGGAGUAUAUGAAGAAACUCAAGGAAUUCCAUUCAGAGGUCUAUUCAUAAUUGAUGAAAAAGGUACACUUCGACAGAUUACAAUAAAUGAUUUGCCAGUCGGAAGAUCUGUAGAUGAAACACUACGACUAGUUCAAGCUUUUCAAUUUACAGAUAAGCAUGGUGAAGUUUGUCCAGCUAACUGGAAACCUGGAGACAAAUCAAUGAAGCCUGACCCAGAUGGUAGCAAAGAAUAUUUCAAGAAUAAUUAAUGUCAUAUUUAAAAGCAGAGAGCAUACCAAAACUAGAUUAAAAGAAUCUAUUUGUAAAGGGAUUACUAAUAAAAGCAAAUUCAUUCAAUUUUUAAAAUAAACAUAUAAGAAAAAAAGUA